Messenger RNA from Apaloderma vittatum (bar-tailed trogon), 1393 nucleotides. It is a transcript of the gene ETNK1, whose product is annotated as ethanolamine kinase 1. The transcript is spliced from 7 exons. The record is from RefSeq and is a predicted model, not a curated record. NCBI's taxonomy places the organism in Eukaryota, Metazoa, Chordata, Aves, Trogoniformes, Trogonidae. Gene Ontology annotation, molecular function: ethanolamine kinase activity. The annotation marks the transcript as partial. Gene Ontology annotation, biological process: phosphatidylethanolamine biosynthetic process. Gene Ontology annotation, cellular component: cytoplasm.
UUUCAGCUGUUCACUGACGGAAUCACCAAUAAAUUAAUUGGCUGCUACGUUGGUGACAUAACGGACGAUGUCGUUCUGGUUAGGAUCUAUGGAAAUAAGACUGAGCUCUUGGUGGAUCGAGACGAGGAAGUGAAGAGUUUCCGUGUGUUGCAGGCGCAUGGCUGUGCACCUCAGUUGUACUGUACUUUCAACAAUGGCCUGUGCUAUGAAUUCAUGCAGGGAGAAGCACUGGAUCCAGAGCAUGUAUGCAAUCCAGAUAUUUUCAGACUCAUUGCCAGACAGCUUGCUAAAAUCCAUACUAUUCAUGCACACAACGGAUGGAUCCCUAAAUCUAAUCUGUGGCUGAAGAUGGGGAAAUACUUCUCUCUCAUACCCACAGAAUUUGCAGAUGAGGAAGUAAAUAAAAGGUUUUUAAGCGACAUUCCAAGUCCUCAAGUUCUUCAGGAGGAGAUGGCCUGGAUGAAGGAAAGACUAUCAAAUUUAGGCUCACCUGUGGUACUCUGUCACAAUGACCUGUUGUGUAAGAAUAUUAUUUACAACAAGAAACGAGGUGAUGUGCAGUUCAUAGACUAUGAGUACUCUGGAUACAACUACCUGGCUUAUGACAUUGGAAAUCACUUCAAUGAAUUCGCAGGAGUAAAUGAGGUAGACUACAACCUUUAUCCUAACAGAAAAUUACAGGAACAAUGGCUGAGAUCUUACCUUGAGGCCUACAAAGAAUAUAAAGGUUUUGGCACAGAAGUCAGUGAAAAAGAAGUUGAGGUUCUAUAUGUCCAGGUCAAUCAGUUUGCACUGGCUUCCCACUUCUUUUGGGGAUUGUGGGCUCUAAUUCAAGCCAAAUAUUCCACCAUUGACUUCGAUUUUCUAGGGUAUGCAAUUGUUCGGUUUAACCAGUAUUUCAAAAUGAAGCUGGAGGUCAUGGCAUUAACUCUUCCUGAGUAAUGAAAGGAAGAAACUUACCAAGUGGAUAGACAACCCCUGAAUCUUUUCUGAGAACAGAUACUGGAAAAAAGCUAAACAUUUAUUGAAGUUCUGUAAUGCUCACUUGGUGGUUCUUGCUUUAUAAAUAAUGCCUCUAAACAGUCCUUCAAUGUUAAAUUUAAUAUGAAGAGCAUAUGUACUGCUGUUGAUAUAAAACAGAUUAGAAACUUUUUAAAUCUAUAAAAAGUUGUAGAAAUGGCAAUUUAAUCUUUCUUUGUAAUUUAACAUAUGUUGUAUGUGAAUUAUUUAUUAUAAGUUUAACAUGAUUCCAUUGCUGCUUUCAUCAGUUGUUGUAAAAGUUGGGUGCAGACGGUGAAGUUGUUCCAAAGGAUUUGUUUAAGAACUUAUUUUAUUGAAGUUGAAUUAACUUAUAUUCAAGAAAACAUGGUCAGUGAAUAUUCACCUUUUGGAU